Molecule: messenger RNA, 477 nt
Organism: Triticum aestivum (bread wheat)
Lineage: Eukaryota; Viridiplantae; Streptophyta; Magnoliopsida; Poales; Poaceae
Product: benzoate O-methyltransferase
Exons: 3
Molecular function (GO): methyltransferase activity
Source: RefSeq, a predicted model, not a curated record
GAGAAGGCCAUGCUUGAGACCAGGCCGGUGCUCCAGGGCGCCGUGGUGGAGCUGUACAGGUCACUGCCGGACAAGAGCACCAUGGUCGUCGCCGACCUAGGCUGCUCGUCAGGGCCGAACACGCUGCUGCUUGUGUCGGAGGUCAUCGGUACAAUCUCCGACCACAACCGGGAAGAAGAGCAGGAGCAGCGCCCUCCUGCCGCAGCCAUGGAGUUGCAGUUCUUCCUCAACGACCUGCCGGGGAACGACUUCAACCUCGUGUUCAGGCUGUUCGCAUGCCGGAGUGUCCACCUCUUCCAUUCCUCCUACUCCCUCACGUGGAGGUCCAAGGUACCGGAUGAGCUUUCAAGAGGUGCUUACCUGAAUGAAGAGAGCAUCUACAUUGGCAAGAGUACUCCUCCAGCUGUGAUAAAACUAUACCAAGAAGAGUACCAUAAGGACCUGUCUUUGUUCCUGACGCUGCGAUUCAAUGAACUU